AUGGGAAGAUUAAUUUGGAGGAAUGAAAAUAUUGUAAUUAGAGAAUAUAAAACCAAAGAUAAAGAUUUUCUUUCAAGAAUAAGUAGACUACCAAAUAAUUGUGAUUUUCAUUCUUUACAAGCUUAUUCUUUUUGUGAUGAUUACUCUAUUAGAAGAAGUAUGACACAAAAUGGAUUUAUUUGGGUAGCAGAAGAUGAUAUUACAAAUAAAGUAAUUGGUGGUCUUUGUCUUGCUGAAAAAAGGUUAAAAAUUAAUGGAGUUGAAAGAUUAUUUUUUUAUCCUUUUGAUGCAAUUGUUGAUCCAGAAUAUAGAAGUUUGAGUAUAUUAAAAAGAUUAACAGAUUUGGCAACGCUAACAUUUAUGGAACAUUAUGAUUUAAAACCAAUCACUUAUACUUCAACAAGUAUUACCAACGAGAAUAUGGAUAGAUUUUAUAAAAAUACAUCAAUGAAGGAAAUGGUUCAACAAGUACAACAUGCUUGGAGGGUUGAACAUCCAUUUAUAGAACCACAAAGAGAUGAAAGAGUAAAAAUUUGGAAAGAAAGAGAUUGUCAUUUGGUAAAGGAAAAAUUUGAUAUUCAUUUUAAAAAUUAUGAAAUGGUCCCUGUUGAAUUUGAUGAAUUAUUAUUUAACAAAUUUUAUAAACAUUCUUAUUUUGCUCAAUUUAAAGGAGAAAAUAAUAAAAUGAUUGAAGCAUCAAUUAGUAUUUGGGAUCAAAACAAGGUUUCAACAUUGGUUAAUCUUACACCAUCAAUGUUAUCAAGUAAUGAAAUUCGUGGUAAUAGUAAUCAAUUGGUUGAUGAAAUUACAUCAAGAAAUACAAGACAACAACAAAAUAAUCCAAAUCAUUUCUUUCAAUUAUUUGGUUGUUAUUCAACUGAAAAUUUUAAUGAUCCUUUGGAAUAUUCUUUAUUUUAUGAAUUAUUAAAAUUUGUUCAUAAUGAUUGUUUAAAUAUGGGAGUUGAAUAUUUAUUUAUUGGAUUAUCAAAAACUGAUCCAAUUGAUAGAUAUUUUCCUUUGUUACCAGGAAUUAAAAGUUUACCAUUUGUAAUGCAUUUUUGUCUUGGUAAUGAAGAAGAUCAUAUCCAAGAGAUUAUGGUAUCUUAUUACUUUAUGCUGAUACUAAUAAUAAUUUAA
Molecule: messenger RNA, 1137 nt
Organism: Cavenderia fasciculata
Lineage: Eukaryota; Evosea; Eumycetozoa; Acytosteliales; Cavenderiaceae
Exons: 5
Coding region: 1-1137 (378 amino acids)
Source: RefSeq, a predicted model, not a curated record